This is a messenger RNA of Zingiber officinale, 1401 nucleotides long. Its product is annotated as DNA-binding protein HEXBP-like. The record is from RefSeq and is a predicted model, not a curated record. Gene Ontology annotation, molecular function: nucleic acid binding; zinc ion binding. The transcript is spliced from 3 exons. NCBI's taxonomy places the organism in Eukaryota, Viridiplantae, Streptophyta, Magnoliopsida, Zingiberales, Zingiberaceae. Bases 71 to 1057 code for a protein of 328 amino acids.
UGAGGGGUAAAAUUUAAUCUUUUUUCCUUUCAUAGCGAAACCCUGAGAGCAAACGGCGGCCGUCGCCCAGAUGAACGAGGCGGUCGACGAGGACGAUGUGUUCCUCUCGAUGGUCGAAGCUGCUGAGGCGGCGGCCUCCGGAGGGAGAUUCAAGCGCCAGAAGUUCAUUUCUUCCUCCGGAGAUUCCGACGCUGGCGUCCCGGACGCCAAGGAGGGAUCCUACAUGGCGGCGCUCCGCGGUAGCCAUAGUAUAGUCUGGAAUAAGCAGUUGACUGAGAGACAGAAGAACUCCGGGGUCCCCCGAUCCGGCAACAAUCCCUCGAUGAACCCUGCGUCUUAUACAGGCGGAGGCGCUUGCUUCAAGUGCGGCCUGGAAGGCCACUGGGCAAGGGAUUGCGAUUCCGGGCGCGGAGUGGAGUUGAGAGGAGGAUCAGAUUCUGCGAGCAAAGAGUACGGCGAGGUGCCGGAGAAGGCGUGCCCUUGUGGAUCUGGGACUUGUUUGAUUCGUACUUCGAACACGGCUAAGAACCCCGGUCGAAAAUUCUACAAGUGUCCUCUUCACCCGGAUAAUGGUGGUUGUAGCUUCUUUGAGUGGUGCGAUCAACCAUCACCUCAUCCUUCUGCUUCUCAAAAUGUCUUUAACAGUCGUUCAUCACCGUAUACGGUUAAUGAAACCACUAGAAACUCAAGCACUCAACUGUCGAGCGAGAGAAGCAGUUCAACUUGCUUUAUGUGUGGACAGGAAGGUCACUGGUCGCGUGAUUGCCCCAACCGUUCCGAGCCAUCCAAUACCUUUUCAGACACAGCAGGAAAGUGUAGUUCCACUGCCUCAAACUCGUGCUUCAAAUGUGGGCAAGGAGGUCACUGGUCCAGGGACUGCCCCAAGCAGUUGUCUUCGUUCUCAAUUGAUGCAUCCGUUAGCACAACAAGAAAGUCCUUUGGUUCGACAGACUCGAAUACUUGUUUCAAGUGCGGGAAGUCUGGCCACUGGGCUCGAGAAUGCCCUGCUGAAAAGCCUUCAGCAGCCUCUGCAAUUCACAAAAAGGUAAACUUUUGAUGUUUUCGGCUAUAUCUGUUGGAUGUUUUGGGUAGUGAAAUAGGUUUGUUAGUCAAGAACAAGGCUUCUUUUGUGAAGAACAACGAAGUCUUAGAAUUGUUGUCUUCCUUUUGAAUGAGGUUCAUCCAUGUUUCUUGAACAAAACUAGACGAGUCGGAUCAGUUCGAUCGAUUAAACACUAUUCAAAUGAUCAAAGGGGAGAUGACAAAACAAGGGUUGAGAUUCGAUGAUGGCAUAUACAUAAAAUAAAACCAGAUUGUCCCAUCAAACACAUGAAAUGUUAGUUGUUAGACUAUGACUGUUCUAAUGAUAAUUAUUGAUGGAGGACCACUUACAUAUUUUCA